GCAUCUUCAAUAUAAUAAUAUAGAGCCAUAAAACUAGCUCAGUGAUACCCGUGACCCCAUUUUUCCCCCUUCCACUAAACACUAGACCUACAAUAAAUUAACAUUAAAAUCAUCACCAAAGAAAACCCAUUUCAUUAUUCUAUUCUUUAAGGCACUUUCUUGUGUUGAAUGAAAAAAAGAAAGUUAGAUAUACAUGUCUAGAGGUUGAGUUCAACUUGUAUAGAAAAAAAUGCCGAUGAGUUCAAGUUCAUUUAUGAGGCAACUGAGUGGUAAAGAAGGGUGGAGAUCAACGUCGAGGAGAUGGGGUGAAAAUUGGAAGCAAAUGGAGGCUGGGUUUAACAAUAUGUGUGGAGGAGGAAAUGGGUAUAAUGGUGGUGGUGGGUUGGUUAUGAGGAAGAGAGUAAUGGUGGUGGUGGAUCAAAGUUCACAUACAAAGCAUGCUAUGAUGUGGGCUCUUACACAUGUUACUAAUAAAGGAGAUAUACUCACUCUUCUUCACAUUGUUCCUCAUUAUUCUUCUUCUCCAUCUUCUUCUCAUUGUAGUAUUAAUAAGGGUUCUUCUUCUGAUUCAUCUUCUUCCUCUGCUGCUCAUCUUGCUAGUUCUCUUGGAUCUCUCUGUAAGGCUUGCAAACCUGAAGUUGAAGUGGAAGCACUAGUAAUACAAGGACCAAAAAUGGCAACAGUAAUGAGCCAAGUGAAGAAACUGGAGGUGUCUGUGUUAGUCUUGGGUCAGAAAAAACCAUCUUCUCUCUUUAGCUGUCUGUGUGGGAGGAGCAGUGAAGAGGAAUUUGUGGAACAAUGCAUCAACACAUUAGAUUGCUUGACAAUAGGAGUAAGGAAGCAAAGCAAAGGCAUGGGAGGAUACCUUAUCAGCACUAGAUGGCAGAAGAAUUUCUGGCUCUUGGCUUAAGUUUUCAUUUAGUUUAGAAAUUAAUGUUACUCACUAUAAUAUGGAUAAUAAUUUGUGUAGAGAGCUAUCGGUACUAGUAUUCCCUAAAAAAAAUUACUCUUCUGGUAUGUAAUUUUAUAUAUAUCGAAGUGCUAACUGAUAACUUGUUAUUUGUGCUAAAUACAAUUCUUGUGUUAUAUA
This is a messenger RNA of Solanum dulcamara, 1090 nucleotides long. RefSeq lists its product as uncharacterized. The transcript has 3 exons. The record is from RefSeq and is a predicted model, not a curated record. Lineage: Eukaryota; Viridiplantae; Streptophyta; Magnoliopsida; Solanales; Solanaceae. Bases 230 to 910 code for a protein of 226 amino acids.